UUUCUGUACAGCUACUGUAUAAACAGCUCAAGUAACUACACCGAUGCUAGCCCGUAUAAGACAAACCUCAACACUCUUCUCCUCUCUCUUUCCUCUUCCGUCAACCGUAACGGCCACGGCUUUUAUAACUCCUCCUUCGGAGAAAACUCUGACAAAGUUUAUGCACUCGGGCUCUGUAGAGGAGAUCAAGCGGCCGACGACUGCAGCAGUUGCCUCAGCGGCUCCGCCAUAUAUGGUCUCACUGAGGCCUGUCCUGUUCAGAAGGCGGCCAUUGGGUGGUACGACGGUUGCAUGCUACGCUACUCGAAUCAACCCUUAUGUAGGAUCCUGACAUUAUCUCCUUCUUUCUCUUUGUUGAACACACAAAACGUGUCGUCAACACUACUGGAUGAGUUCAACCAAAAGGUCAAAGCCUUGUUGGAAAGACUGUCUAGUCAAGCUGCAGCAGAAACCGAUCUCAAGUACGCCAUAGGCACGCAAAACACAAGCGACACCAACGUAACAAUAUAUGGACUCACACAGUGUACUCCAGAUUUGUCAGCCCAAGAAUGCACAAACCCAGUAUGUUGUUCCGGGAAGAUUGGUGGGAUAGUUGUUGCACCCAGCUGUACCGUAUGGUAUGAAAUUAGACCAAUUGUUGCAGCUCAGGCAUCCCCACCUUCGCCAACAAAAGCAACACCGGCCUCUCCUCCUCCACUGCCAGGAAAGAAGAAAAGUAAUGCAUCUCAAAGAAAAGUUAUCAUCACUAUGUCAAUUGUUGUUCCUCUGGUGGUACUGAUUGUAUUCAUAUGGAUUUAUUUGAGAUUAGUUAGGAAGACAAAGGGAAAGUUUGAAGAAGCAGAUGACAUGAGCACCGAAGCCUUGCAAUUUGACUUUGACUCCAUUAGAGUUGCUACGAAUAACUUUUCUGAAGCAAAUACACUUGGGCGAGGCGGAUUUGGUGCUGUUUACAAGGGUAGGCGUUGGAACAAAGAAGAUAUAGCAGUGAAAAGACUUUCUAAAGAUUCUGCACAAGGAGACAUAGAAUUUAAAAAUGAGGUGAUCUUAGUGGCCAAGCUUCAACACCGGAACUUGGUUAGGCUCCUUGGUUUUUGUCUGGAAAGAAAUGAAAGACUUCUUGUCUAUGAGUUUGUAUCAAACGCAAGUCUCGAUCAUUUCAUAUUUGAUCCAGUCAAGCGUACAGAUUUGAAUUGGGAAACUCGUUACAAAAUCAUAGUAGGCAUUGGGCGAGGGCUCCUAUACCUUCAUGAAGAUUCUCGUCUUAGAAUUAUCGACCGUGAUCUCAAAGCCAAUAAUAUUCUAUUAGAUGCAGAAUUGAAUCCCAAGAUUGCUGAUUUUGGCAUGGCAAGAUUGUUUAAUAUCGAUCAAACACAAGCUGAAACCAGUCGAGUUGUGGGAACCUAUGGAUACAUGGCACCGGAGUAUGUUAUGCGUGGACACUUUUCUGUGAAGUCUGAUGUCUAUAGCUUUGGUGUGUUGGUCUUGGAGAUAAUAAGCGGACAUAAAAAUAGUUCAUUUCGUCACGAAGGAAAAUUGGAGGAUCUUCUGGGCUAUGUAACAUGGAAUAGUUGGAAGGAAGGGAUAUCUUCAAACUUGAUAGAUCCCAUGUUGAGAACCGGUUCAAGGCCGGAAAUAAUGAGAUGCAUUCACAUCGGACUGUUGUGUGUGCAGCAAAGUAUAGCUGAUAGGCCAACUAUGGCUCAAGUUAUUCAAAUGCUUACCAGCAACUCUGUUGAUCUCCCAAUAUCCUCACAACCAGCAUUUUUUAUGUAUAAUCAUGGCAUUGGAUCCUCAUCCGACAUGUCGUUGGGAUUUGAGAGUAACUCAGGAAUAAUAGGGUCUGAUCAAUCCAAAAGCAACUCUGCCCACAAAUCUAUACUUGAAAAUUCAACUACCCGUUAG
Messenger RNA from Rosa chinensis, 1902 nucleotides. RefSeq names its product putative receptor-like protein kinase At4g00960. Lineage: Eukaryota; Viridiplantae; Streptophyta; Magnoliopsida; Rosales; Rosaceae. Gene Ontology annotation, molecular function: protein kinase activity; ATP binding. The record is from RefSeq and is a predicted model, not a curated record. Gene Ontology annotation, biological process: protein phosphorylation.